Dothidotthia symphoricarpi CBS 119687 is the source of this 1565-nucleotide messenger RNA. RefSeq lists its product as uncharacterized. Bases 56 to 1315 code for a protein of 419 amino acids. The record is from RefSeq and is a predicted model, not a curated record. NCBI's taxonomy places the organism in Eukaryota, Fungi, Ascomycota, Dothideomycetes, Pleosporales, Dothidotthiaceae. The transcript has 8 exons.
GUCAACUGGCCACGACAUAGUUGCAUGAACUUUGAACAGGAAAGAAAUUGAAGAGAUGCCUCGCAAAUCGACGAAACCUGCGUCCGUGUCGGCGUCUAGAAGCUCUUCUAAACGACCAGCUCUAGGCUCGCCGACACGACAAUCUAAGAGAGCAAGAGCUACAGCAGGCAAAUCGUAUGUUGAGCCAGAUACGGACGCAGAAGAUGCAGCCAACGAUACAGCCUCUGACACCAGAGCAUCCGACUACGAGGAUCAUAGCGACAAUGAUGCAGCGACUGAGUCAGAACCUGACGCAGAAGUUACCGAUGAGGAAGGCUAUUCUGAGAAGGUGACACCGAGGGGACGUCCAGUGAAGCAAAAGACUCUUCCCUUGCACAAGAAACACAACGUUGGUGAGAAAGAUCUGUGGAAAUCUGGAGCGAAGCUUGAGCCUGGCACUCAAGUUAUCAUUAAGAAGCCAAAGGCUCGAGAAGCGGGAAAAACUCCAUAUACAGACAACACCAUUCACCCAAACACGCUGUUGUUUCUGAGAGACCUUGCAGCUAACAACGACCGCCAAUGGUUGAAAUUGCACGAUCCGGAUUACAGGGUAGCAUUGCAGGACUUCAAUACCUUUCUGGAGAACCUUUCAGAGAAGGUGAUCGAGGUCGAUGAAACGAUCCCAGAAUUACCAGUGAAGGAUAUCAUAUAUCGGAUCUAUCGAGACAUUCGCUUCUCAAAAGACCCGACACCGUACAAGACAUAUUUCUCUGCUGCUUGGUCGAGGACGGGUCGCAAAGGUCCAUACGCAUCGUACUAUGUUCAAGUUCAACCUGACGGCGGAAGUUUUGUUGGUGGUGGAUUCUGGCAGCCGGAUGCUGGAUCACUCAGCAAACUACGACACGAUAUCGAUCACAAGCCACACAAGAUGAAGCGUGUCUUGACUAACGCGGGUAUUCGAAGAUCGUUUCUGGGAGGUGUCGCGGAGGACGAGAAAGAGAUCAUCAAGGCUUUCGUCAGCUUGAGAGCAAACCAAGCGAGCGCCUUGAAGCGUAAUCCAAAAGGAUAUGAUCCUACGCAUAAGGACAUUGAUCUUCUCCGGCUAAGGAGUUUCACCCUUGGUCGGAAACUGUCAGACGACGAAGUUGUUGGACCCCAGGGCCUGGAUCGACUUGCCGAGCUCGUAAAUUGCAUGGUUCCCUGGAUUACGUACCUCAACAGCAUCGUCAUGCCUGACGACGAGCAGUCGUCCAGCUCAAGCGAAGAAGCUGAGAGCAGUGGAAAUGACGAUGACGGCAACGACGACAACGGCGCUGAUGAGGGCACGGAGAGCUGAGGACAGCUCACCAGACAGACCGAACGACGUCGUCCUGCGGCGUGGUUCUUCCUCGAGCUGCCGGACUCGCAAAAGGGCAGAUUGGAUUGGCCGAUGAGUGGAAAUGGGGUGGGUGGCGUGGCAUCACAAGCGCGAAGUCCGCCAAUAAGCGCAUGUACAAUCGAGGUGGAGGUGGCGGCAGCCGCGCUGAGUGGUCAUUUAAAGCGAGCCCGUAGAUAACGUGACCAUUUCCUCACGCAGCCAAGACGGG